AUGGUGAACCAUUUUCUUUUCGACGUCAAAACAUCAGGGAUCCUUAUCCCCAAGACUCAUGUCCUGAUUACUGGAACUUAUCUAUCUAUCUAUCUAUCUAUCUAUCUAUCUAUCUAUCUAUCUAUCUAUCUAUCUAUCUAUCUACACACACACACAUAUAUAUUUCUUUCUUUCUCUCUCAUCAAAUUUCUUUUUUCUUUAUUUUCAACUAAUUACAUUCUUGCUAAAUUUCUUUCUUUCGUUUUUUCUUUAUUUUUUAUGGAUUUUCUGUCUUUUUCUUUCUUUCUUUUUCCUUUAUUUUCAUUUUUUCACAUUCUCAUUUCUUUCUUUCUUUCUUUCUUUCUUUCUUUCUUUCUCAAUGGGCUUUCCUGCUCCCUAUUGAUUAUUGCUUACUAUUCUCUUUUAUAUUUGUUUUUGUUUUAUUUGUUCCAUUUUAGUCUUCUUCUUCUACUUCUUCUUCUUUCUCCACCUCCUCCUCUUCUUCUUCCUUUCUCCUUCUUUCUUUUUCUUUCUUUCUUCCUUUUUCCUUCUCUUUUGACUUUUUCUUUCUUUCUCUCUCUCUCUCAUUCUUUCUUCUUCUUCUUCUUCUUCUUCUUCUUCUUCUUCUUCUUCUUCUUCUUCUUCUAA
This is a messenger RNA of Acanthosepion pharaonis, 627 nucleotides long. The record is from the annotation of a GenBank genome assembly. NCBI's taxonomy places the organism in Eukaryota, Metazoa, Mollusca, Cephalopoda, Sepiida, Sepiidae.